This is a messenger RNA of Cylicocyclus nassatus, 1044 nucleotides long. The record is from the annotation of a GenBank genome assembly. NCBI's taxonomy places the organism in Eukaryota, Metazoa, Nematoda, Chromadorea, Rhabditida, Strongylidae.
AUGGAUUACCAUCCUGGUGGUGCAUCCCGAACUCCUCAAACCGUCAUCGAUUUGAACGGGGCUGCUUCAACUCUAAACGAGUUUGGUUUCUAUGAUUCGGGUAACUACAAUGUCAACGCCGCGGCACAGCCGAAUGCUUCAGGUUAUGACAUGGGUUCAUCAGCAUUACCAUCUGGUAACAUCUCAUCCUCGGCAUACUCUCGAGCGCAGCUAGGAUCAGCUGGACGCUUGCUUGAAAGCAAAGGAUUUGGUUGGCUUUUAGAAGUAGAAGAUGAAGACGAUACUCAGACACCAUUAUUAGAAGAACUUGACAUCGAUCUGACGGACAUAUACUACAAAAUUCGCUGCAUUCUUCUUCCAUUACCAUACUUCCGAAUGAAGCUCAACAUAGUCCGUGAAUCGCCAGAUUUUUGGGGACCCCUCAUGGUGGUAAUCGCCUACGCGUUGCUGUCCAUAUAUGGCCAGUUUAGUGUAAGUUCGGUCGUGUCAUGGAUAUUGACAAUGUGGUUCUGCGGUGGCUUCAUAGUUUACUUUAUUGCUCGAGCACUUGGUGGUGAUGUCGGAUAUUCCCAGGUUCUUGGUGUCGUCGGAUACUGCUUGAUCCCCCUGGUUGUCACAGGAGCGCUAAUGACACUUGUUACCAGGUUCAGGACGUUGUCGUUAGGUCUAGGCAUAUUUGGAGUUAUUUGGAGUGUCUAUAGCGCUGGCACUUUGUUAUGCGUUGACGAAUUGCAAUCAAAAAAGCCACUGGUUCUGUAUCCUGUAUUUUUGUUAUACGUAUAUUUCUUCUCACUAUAUUCGGGCGUUUAGUUGUUAGUCUAAUAAUCUUUGCUCAGUGGUACAGUUUUGAUUCUGGCUGCUAAGUUCAAAGCAUAUAUGUCUCAUUGUCAGUACACCGUUUUCUCUAUCAAUUUUGUGACAAACAUUUUAUUUAAAAGUUUAAUCAAAUCUGAUGACGCAUGUGCCAACAAAUAAUUUGAGUCUACAACGAUCACCUUUUGUACUAUGUGUUCUCUACUGUUUGUACAUAGUAGAUUUCUGGAG